AUGGCUGAGUGUCGGGAUGCAGAAGCACAAGUGCUUAAGAUGACGCGGGCACGAGCAAAGGCGAUGCUCAUGGAGCUGGUUGGCGAGUACUCUACCAAAAGCUUCCAGAACAAGCUGGGCGACAUAUUGCAGAAGGAAGCCCAGCAAGGUGAAGUUUGCGACGAAUCGCCAGGCCGCUGGGCAUUGGCGGAGGAGUGCCAUGCCGACAUUUUCGCUCGAUACGGCUUCAAAUCCGGAACUGGUGUGGAGCGCCUCCGGCCCAUCGUAUUGAUCUUCCAGAAAUUUCCAGACCUCGCAGACAAGGUGCAGAAGCUGUGGAAGCUGUUAGGCUUGAAGUCCUCGCCCGCGGAGUUAUUCAUUGAGGACAAGUCGCAAGAGGUUUCGCAGGAGCCGUCUGUACCGCUGAAGACCGAGAAAAGAAUUCUGUCGAAGGCAAGGGCUCUGGCCUUUCAGGCAGAGCUCCUUGGGGCUUUCUCUGCCCCUGGUUUCCAGAAGAAGUUGGCCGAGAUGUCCAGAAAACAUUUCACGCACCUGCAAGAUGCCGACAGCAGGGCAGAGCUGGACUUAAUCUUAGAGAAGACCAAACUCGAGAUCUUGCCUGUGUACGGCUACGAGGCAUCCUCCAAGGGCCUGCAGGACAUGGACACUGACAUGCAACAGUUCGACAAUGAUGCAGACAUCUUUGUCAAUGCCGUAGCCAUCGAAGAGGCACUCUUCCCGUAUUGCCAAACGGGGCGUGCGCUGACGACGGACAAGGGGCCACUGGGCCGAACGGGAUCGAAGCCAACCACGGCUUUCACUGUUGCGAAACUGUUGCGAAAGCAGCUGGCUGCUUUCAGCAGCCCAAGCUUCCAGAACGGGAUUUCCUGCCUGAAGCGCAGUGCAGAUGUGGAGCAGGCAUGCGAAGGAUACUACCACUUGCGGGGUCGAGCCGAACUAGCCUUACCCCUACAGCGCCGAAUUCUGCCUCAGUAUGGCUUUCAGGGUUCACGUGCCGGCGUUCUGGACAUGGUAAGCCACUGCUCUCAGUUCAUCACGGAUCCUGAAGUUGCACGGCUUUUCGACGACAUCAACUUGAAACUGGGGAUGACGCCCACAGCCUGCGCGCGGUUCCGUGAUACAGCGUGCAUGCUGCCUGCAGAGGCCCCGGCAGCGUGCCAUACAACAAUCCCACGCUCUGACAUGACUGCCUCAACGGCCGAAUCUGUCAGCAUAGUUGCCGGCAGCGGCAGCAAUUGA
Molecule: messenger RNA, 1239 nt
Organism: Symbiodinium sp. CCMP2592
Lineage: Eukaryota; Dinophyceae; Suessiales; Symbiodiniaceae
Source: the annotation of a GenBank genome assembly